AUGCUCCCUCGGGAAUCCUUCACUAUAGGAUGGAUCUGCGCCCUUUUAGAGGAAUACGAAGCCGCAUGUGUAAUGCUUGACGAAGAACUCGAGGGCCCCGAUCUGGCCGAACCAGACGACAGCAACACGUACUGCUUCGGCCGCAUUGGCGAGCACCGCAUCGUCAUCGGAUGCCUCCCGUCCGGCCGCUACGGGACCAGCUCGGCCGCCCGCGUCGCGCAGGACAUGAGGCGCUCCUUUCCCCGGCUUCGCUUCGGGUUGAUGGUCGGCAUAGGAGGCGGCGCACCAACCUCAGAGCACGACAUCCGACUCGGAGACGUCGUCGUCAGCGUACCCAACGGGACGCUCGGGGGGGUUGUCCAGUUUGAUCUGGGGAAGCGGGUGGAUGGAGAGUUCCAGCGGGUUGGCCAUCUGAAUGCUCCUCCGACGGAACUGCUCGGGGCGCUGCCAGAGGUCAAGCGAAGGCACAACUACCCCGGCAAGUACGGAGGCGUCGACGAGCACCUGAGGAGAUUCGAUGACGACCCUCGCUUUCAUCGACCGGACCUGGACCGUCUCUUCCGCACAGAAAGCAAGCACUCGGGCGGCAAAACCUGCGCGGAUUGCGAUCCAGACGGCGUCGUGGACCGCCAGCCUCGCGCCGCCUCUGCCAGAGCCAUCGAGGUCUUUUACGGCACAAUUGCCUCUUCAAACUCUGUCAUGAAGGACGCUGUCCAGCGGGACACGUACGCUCACGAUCCGGAGCUGAACGUGCUCUGUUUCGAGAUGGAGGCCGCCGGCCUCAUGAACGACUUUCCGUGCCUUGUGAUUCGGGGCAUCUGCGAUUACUCGGACAUGCAUAAGAACGAUGACUGGCAUUAUUAUGCGGCGGCCACGGCGGCGGCGUAUGCGCGGGAGCUUUUGUGUGUGAUUAAGCCUACGAGGGUAGCACAGAUGCGAGAGUGGGUGGUGCGGUGGAAUGUUUAG
Trichoderma citrinoviride is the source of this 966-nucleotide messenger RNA. RefSeq names its product purine and uridine phosphorylase. The record is from RefSeq and is a predicted model, not a curated record. Lineage: Eukaryota; Fungi; Ascomycota; Sordariomycetes; Hypocreales; Hypocreaceae. The transcript has a single exon. Gene Ontology annotation, molecular function: catalytic activity. Gene Ontology annotation, biological process: nucleoside metabolic process. The coding region runs from base 1 to 966 and encodes 321 amino acids.